This is a messenger RNA of Prosopis cineraria, 1946 nucleotides long. RefSeq names its product fe-S cluster assembly factor HCF101, chloroplastic. Gene Ontology annotation, biological process: iron-sulfur cluster assembly. The transcript has 15 exons. Gene Ontology annotation, cellular component: chloroplast stroma. The record is from RefSeq and is a predicted model, not a curated record. Gene Ontology annotation, molecular function: 4 iron, 4 sulfur cluster binding; ATP binding; ATP-dependent FeS chaperone activity. NCBI's taxonomy places the organism in Eukaryota, Viridiplantae, Streptophyta, Magnoliopsida, Fabales, Fabaceae. The coding region runs from base 17 to 1681 and encodes 554 amino acids.
UAAAUAAUAAUAACAAAUGAAAGAUGAGGUUCGCAAACUGUCGUUCACCUCUGGUUUCCUUCUAGUCUUCCUCUUUUCUCUCACGAUAAUGCAACUGCUCCAUGCUCCGUCCUCACCGCACCUUUCCUUGCAAAGCUCAAAUGCACACCUAAGAGGACUGCUUACGGUGAAGUCUUCUUUAUUUGCCAUCAAUUCGUUCUUUCAGCUUAGAAGGGGGCCAAAUUCUAUAUGGACGUCUUAUAAAAGGGUCAUUUUGAGCUGUAGUGAAGCUAGAGCUGCUUCUGUUGAAGCUGGAACUUCAGCAGUAUCAACUGGAACAGCUGAGGAUGAUGUUUUGAAAGCCCUGUCUGAGAUCAUUGAUCCUGACUUUGGAACAGAUAUUGUAACUUGUGGAUUUGUGAAAGAUCUUCAGAUUGAAGAAACUCUAGGAGAGGUGUCAUUUCGGCUAGAGCUCACUACACCAGCAUGUCCAAUCAAGGACAUGUUUGAGCAGAAGGCAAAUGAGGUGGUGGCAAUGCUCCCGUGGGUAAAAAAUGUUAAAGUCACAAUGUCAGCACAACCAGCCAAACCUAUAUUUGCAGGGCAACUUCCAGCUGGUCUACAGACAAUUUCAAAUAUUGUGGCUGUCUCUAGUUGUAAGGGUGGUGUGGGAAAAUCAACUGUUGCUGUAAAUCUAGCAUAUACUCUGGCUAGUAUGGGAGCUAGAGUUGGUAUAUUUGAUGCUGACGUUUAUGGUCCAAGUUUACCAACAAUGGUCUCUCCUGAAAAUCGACUGUUAGAAAUGAACCCAGAAAAGAGGACCAUAAUUCCAACUGAUUACUUGGGAGUCAAGUUGGUCUCUUUUGGCUUUGCUGGACAAGGACGUGCAAUAAUGCGUGGUCCAAUGGUUUCAGGAGUUAUUAACCAACUUUUGACUACUACUGAGUGGGGCGAGCUGGAUUACCUUGUUAUUGACAUGCCUCCUGGAACUGGAGAUAUUCAACUGACUUUAUGCCAGGUAGUUCCAUUAACUGCUGCUGUAAUUGUCACUACUCCUCAAAAGCUAGCAUUCAUUGAUGUUGCAAAAGGAGUUCGCAUGUUUUCAAAACUUAAGGUGCCAUGCGUUGCUGUUGUUGAGAACAUGUGUCACUUUGAUGCUGAUGGAAAACGAUAUUACCCGUUUGGUAGAGGUUCAGGUUCUCAGGUCGUCCAGCAGUUUGGAAUACCUCAUCUAUUUGAUCUUCCCAUUAGGCCAACUCUAUCUGCUUCUGGAGAUAGUGGGAUGCCUGAAGUUGUUGCUGAUCCUCUUGGUGAAGUUUCUAAAACUUUCCAGAAUCUAGGAGUAUGUGUUGUGCAACAGUGUGCCAAAAUUCGCCAACAAGUUUCAACAGCUGUCACCUAUGAUAAAUCAAUCAAGGCAAUUAAAGUGAAGGUACCAGAUUCAGAUGAAGAAUUUUUUUUACAUCCAGCAACAGUCAGACGGAAUGAUCGCUCUGCUCAGAGUGUGGAUGAAUGGACAGGGGAGCAGAAAUUGCAGUAUGCUGAUGUUCCUGAAGAUAUUGAACCAGGGGAAAUCCGGCCCAUGGGAAAUUAUGCUGUUUCUAUAACUUGGCUUGAUGGAUUUAGCCAGAUUGCUCCUUAUGAUCAACUGCAGACAAUAGAACGACUAGUAGACAUUCCUCAACCAACGGGUCAAUUGUGAUGUUCUAGCUAUUGAAAUCAUCGGCCGGGUUCUUUCCUGUCAUGGUACUUCAAGAGGCCUUCAACUUUCUCCCCUUCUCAUUAUGUUUAUUGCCAUUGGUAGAGUUUGAUUUGACAGUAUUAUUCUGUAAUAUAUAAGUUGGCUUGAUAAUAUCUUUGCCUUUUUUUUUUUUUUUUGCUUUACUCUGAGUAGAGCAAACUCACUUCUCUUCCAUGUAUCUUUUGAAUACCAUGAAUAACUUGUGCAAGAAGACACAUGAUCGCUA